Molecule: messenger RNA, 5172 nt
Organism: Bubalus bubalis (water buffalo)
Lineage: Eukaryota; Metazoa; Chordata; Mammalia; Artiodactyla; Bovidae
Gene: FOXJ2
Product: forkhead box J2
Exons: 12
Coding region: 1238-2914 (558 amino acids)
Biological process (GO): regulation of transcription by RNA polymerase II
Cellular component (GO): nucleus
Molecular function (GO): DNA-binding transcription factor activity, RNA polymerase II-specific; RNA polymerase II cis-regulatory region sequence-specific DNA binding
Source: RefSeq, a predicted model, not a curated record
GCGCGGCGCGGAGGCCGGGGAGGAGCCGGGGCCUGCAGCGGAGCCGCGCCGAGCCCGAGCCCCAGCCGAGCCCUGACACCUUCCGUCCGCCGCCUGGCUCCCCGGGGGAGUCCGGACUGGCCGGAGCCCGAGCGGCGGCGGCGCGGGGAGCCCCACGCGCCGGCGGGAGCGGAGCGGACGCGAACGGGACGAGAGGAGGCGCGGCAGCCGCAGGGACGCGCGUCCGGAGCCGCGGCCUCCCGGCCCCGGCUGCCCAGGCCAGCUCCGGGAGAGCGGGGAGCAAGCAAACCCCACCCUCGGGGGCGCCCCGGGAGCGGAGGCGGGAGGGGGACGGGAAAAGACCCUUCGCGCCCGGGCGAGGGACCGAGGAGACCCCGCUAGGGGGCGAGUCUCUCCUACCUAGAGGCGAGGAGGAUCCCCGCACGGUCCCGGGAAUGGAGCCCCCAAAGUAGAGGGGUGAUCCUUACCGAGGAAGCGAGUGAGCAGCCCCGUGUGCCUCCACUACUGCAAGCACACUCUCCUCAGUUCUGGACUUUUGGGGGCCGGAGAGAACGGGGGUAUGCCUCUGGAGUAGGCACCCUGCCGCCCAGCCCGUGCUCACGGGGGCGAGGACUGCUCAGGUUCAGAAGCAGAGGACACCCCAGGGAGAGAAGACGACUCGGCUUCCAGCCUUCCAGGAGAGGGGAAGAAGUCCCCCCAACUUCCCUGUACCCGGACGGUGGAACAGGGCAGAGCCCCUCCACUCCGAUCUCCAGCCGACAGAAAGAGCCCUCCACUCCCGACAGAUUCAGUUUGGGGGGGAGGGGGACUCCCCCAAGGGGGAGGAGACAACUCCGGGUUGGACGAGGCUCCUCCCCUCCUCCCCAGGGUCGCCGGCCGAGUGUGGGGGGUGUGCCACCUUCCUCAGGUGGGACCUCCUUCUCCUCCCCCUCUCCCUCCCUCCACUCCUCAUCCUCGGGGGACCCAGUUCCCCUCCCCAGCUUGGGAGGCUCAGCCAAGAACGGGAAGAGCCACUGAGGAUGAGGCUCUGCAUCUGCCUUUGAAGAGAGGGGUCCCUCCAACCCCAGACUCCAGUACCAGGUGGUCCCCGCCCUCUGCUGCGGCUGACGUGGAGACAGGAUUCUGAGACUUGUUAGCCUUGGCUCCUCAAGAGUGAUUACCCCUUCAGCAGAGGUCGGAGGAAGAAACCCUAGCUGGAACCUGGCCAACAGUGCAGGCACAAGAAUCCAAAAAUACCAUGGCUUCUGACCUAGAGAGCAGCCUCACCUCCAUAGACUGGCUCCCCCAGCUGACCCUCCGGGCCACCAUCGAAAAGCUGGGAAGCGCCUCUCAGGCUGGGCCUCCCGGUGGGAGCCGCAAAUGUCCACCAGGCUCCCCCACAGAUCCGAACGCCACCCUGAGCAAAGACGAGGCUGCCGUUCACCAGGAUGGUAAACCCCGGUACAGCUACGCCACCCUCAUCACCUAUGCCAUCAACUCCUCUCCAGCCAAGAAGAUGACCCUCAGUGAGAUUUACCGCUGGAUCUGUGACAACUUCCCCUAUUACAAGAAUGCAGGCAUUGGUUGGAAGAAUUCAAUUCGGCACAAUCUUUCUCUCAACAAGUGUUUCCGGAAGGUGCCCAGACCACGGGAUGACCCUGGAAAGGGUUCUUAUUGGACAAUUGAUACUUGUCCUGACAUCUCCCGGAAGAGACGACACCCUCCAGAUGAUGAUCUGUCUCAGGAUUCGCCAGAACAGGAGGCCAGCAAGAGUCCACGGGGAGGGGUUCCAGGGAGUGGAGAAGCCUCACUGCCUCCUGAGGGGAACCCUCAGAUACCACUUCAGAGCCCCACAUCGAUUGCCAGCUAUAGCCAGGGCACAGGGUCUGUGGACGGCGGAGCGGUGGCAGCGGCAGGUCCAGGUCGAGAGAGCACCGAGGGGCCCCCUCCCCUGUACAACACCAACCAUGACUUCAAAUUCUCCUACUCAGAGAUCAAUUUUCAGGAUCUAAGCUGGUCCUUCCGCAACCUCUACAAGUCCAUGCUGGAGAAGUCCUCCUCGUCUCAGCAUGGCUUCUCGUCUCUCCUGGGGGACCUGCCGCCCUCCAACAACUACUACGUGUAUCAGCAGCAGCAGCCGCCGCAGCCGCCGCCCCCGCAGUCACAGCCGCAGGCGCCCGCCCAGGGCACCUCUGCUGUCGGGGGUGCGCCGCCACUACACACCCCCAGCCCCGACGGCUGUACCCCACCCGGGGGGAAGCCAACGGGGUCCGAGGGCUACGGGCCGCCCCCGGUGAUGGCCAUGCACCCGCCCCCGCUGCAACACGGAGGCUACCACGCCCAUCAGCACCACCCCCACUCCCACCCCGCCCAGCAGCCGCCGCCGCAGCAACAGGCACAAGGCCAGGCACCCAUCAACAGCACUGGCUUCGCCUUUCCUCCAGACUGGUGCUCCAAUAUCGAUUCCUUAAAGGAAAGCUUUAAGAUGGUGAACCGGCUCAACUGGUCCAGCAUUGAGCAGUCACAGUUCUCAGAGCUGAUGGAGAGCCUGCGGCAGGCAGAGCAGAAGAACUGGAGCCUGGACCAGCAUCACAUUGCCAAUCUGUGUGACUCCCUCAAUCACUUCCUCACUCAGACUGGUCAUGUGCCCCCCCAGGGAGGCUCCCACCGGCCACCCGCCCCCGCCCGCAUCGCGGACUCCUGUGCUCUCACCAGUGGCAAGCAGGAGCCAGCCAUGAACCAAGCAGUGAACUCUUAUGUGCACCCUCAAGCCCCCCAUCUCUACCCUGGCCCAUCACCAAUGUACCCACUCCCCACCCAGGACUCAGCAGGAUACAGUCGCCCAGCACACCACAUGGUCCCUCGGCCACCGGUCCCACCUCCUGGGGCCAGUGAGGAGAUCCCAGAUGACUUCGAUUGGGACUUGAUUACCUAGUGCAUUUGAGAGCCCGGCCAUCAGCCCAGGGCUGGGUGGUGACAUAGGGCAAUGGGGGAAGCCCAGCCCCCGCCCACUCUUCCGCCCUUGCCUGUAUAUAGAUAUAUAUCCUUUUUUUUUUUCUUUCUCUGCCAGAGAAGCCACCGCAAGAUGCUGCCGAAGAUAACCCCCUCUUUCCUGCCUCAUUCUUCCUCUUCCUUCUAGUUUUUUUUCCUAUUCUUUUAUUAUUAUUCUUAUUAUAUUAUUAUUAUUAUUAUUGGUUAUAUGCUGUCUCCAGUCUCCUGUCCCCACACCAUUGUCCAUGUCCACCUCUUGCUAAUUUAAAGUCAUCUGGCUGGAAGGUGAAGCCAUGAGAGCCACAGUGAAAGGUCUCAAAUUUUGAUUUACCUUUCUCUUUGGGGAAUUCAGUGCUAAUCCCACCUUUCAGCCCUACGUUGUUUUCCGUGGAUAUCAGUUCAAUCCAGGGCUGAAGAGGCCACAUUAUUAAGUAGAAGGGAUUUAAAAUGCUGCUUGGCAGCCAUGAAUUUGCAGGUUUUACUUAAUGGUGCUAAUUUUGUCCUCUGAGCUCUUCCUUGUCCCUUUAUAUCUCCAAUCCUACUUCUGCUGGUCCUCAUUCCCCAUCAAGUGUAAGAGUGAUGGUGGUGGAGAUAAAAUCCUAGUGGAAUAAGAGGUCUGGGUUGGGUAGAGUAGAAUGCUGUAGAGGGGUGAUGAAAUACAAAACAGUCAGAAAUUGGGUCUCUGCCACUCUUGUCAAAUAAACUGCCAUUGAUUUAUUCCUGGCCUGUUCUCUAUAGGAUAUAGAGUCAGUCCUAGCCAGAACUCUGCUUCUCUUCAGGGCUUCCCAGGUGGCACAAGGUGGUAAAGAACCCACCUGCCAAGGCAGGAGAUGUGAGUUCCAUCCCUGGGCUGGGAAGAUCCCUUGGAGGAGGGCAUGGCAACCCACUCCAGUAUUCUUGCCUGGAGAAUCGCAGGGACAGAGGAGCCUGGUGGGCUACAGUCUAUAGGGUUGCAGAGUUGGACACGACUGAAGCAACUUAGCACGGACGUGCUGCGUCUCUGGUGGAAAUGAGGACAACCCUUCAGCAUAGGGUCAGCUUUUUGGAGAGGGUUUCUAUUGAACCAUUCUGGCUUUUUAAACAUCAUGUUCUCUGGAAAUUAACUGGCUUUUAUUUGCAUUUACUAGUUUUCCUUUCAUCCCCUUAUCUCAUUUGGCAAAUAUUAUUUCAUCCUCUUUCAGUUGUCUGCCCAGCUCUUCCACCCAUCAAAUUUUCUUUUCCCGUUUUCUGGGAUUCUCAAGAAAGAAGAGUAACCCAUGAUUCCUUUUAGUCUCACCAUGUCCUCGGGCAAGACUGGAAUCUGUUUCCCAUGGAUCAAAGCAGAACCAAACCUACAGUACGGGUGGCAGGAGGGUGAGAGAGGAAAGGGGAAGUGGUGUAGACAUGCAUAGGGAAUAUUUCAGUUAUUUACCUACGUAGGCAAAUGCUUCUCUUGGAAUCCAGAUCACUGGGGCUGAAGCUUCUGCAAGCAGGCUUUUUGAAGGAUGAAGGAACUUGGGAGAGGGUAAUAAAUAACCGAAUACAAAGAGCUCCACGAGGGCCAAGGAAGGACCCCCCCACCCGCCCCCUCCCCCCCGAAAAAGGUACAGGGGAAACUUACCUCCUUUAUCAAGGAGUGGCCAUGGUUUAUGGCUGCAAAGUACUUAGCGUAUAUUGGAUAUUAAUUGUUGAAUUCUAGUUCUGAGAAGGAAGAACAGUUUUAUUUCCGUUUUUAUUUUACUGAAUGGUCACUUUCUUAAAGCUGUAGGACAAAAUGUGCGAAAUGGACAAGGCCAUUUUCUCUGUGAUUUCUGGUUUUUUCCCUGUCUUUUUAUUUACCCAUGCUUUCCGCUCUCCUGCUUUUCCCCUCAUCCUCCCCUUCCUUUCUUCAUAAAGGGUUCUAUACUGAGAGUUUGUUGAAGAAGUCCAGUGAGGCUGAAGUCAGGGGGGCAAGAAAGGGCAGUUAACUAAACAGCACUUUAUUUCUUUGAAGUUCUUAGUAAGACGUGGGGGUGUGAGUGGCUUGAACCCCCUGUCGUGUUGGAGGGCAGUUUGUGGGGUUGAAGUAUGGUGUAAGAUUUCCCAUUGGGGAAAGGAGAAUUCCUCUUUCAGGGUGGUGACACGCCUUAGCCCAGUGUCCCCCAUCUGAGGCGUGUCUUCCUUAUCCUUCCAGUCAGGGUGCCUCCUACACACAGCGUCCCAUCUGUUCUUCCUAAGAUCUCC